Messenger RNA from Durusdinium trenchii, 749 nucleotides. The record is from the annotation of a GenBank genome assembly. Lineage: Eukaryota; Dinophyceae; Suessiales; Symbiodiniaceae.
GGCUCAGAUUUGGUUUUCGCCGCUUUAGUCAUCCGAAUCGCCUGCCAUUUCCGCCAUGUCCUGGUCCGUCGCCUCCAUCUCGCCAGCCGCUGAAGCAGCGCUCCGCGCAAAGUACGCCGAUCUGCAGGGGCUGCGGGCCGUGUCUGAGUCGACGUCGGGCACGGCGGGAUCAACGGAGUACUGCGCCGUGUGCUGCCUGAGCAAAGACAUGGUGACUGUGCACUACUGUGAGGUCUCCGGCGGCGUGGUGAAGGAGGUCACCUGCGGAGGGGCCCAACGCUCGGACGUCGAUGGCAGCAAGGAGGUCGGAGCGUGGCCCCUCAUGGGCGACGCCAUCUUCAUCCCGUGGGUCGACCAAGUGGUCCGUGACUGGUUUGUGAGUUUCAGCUCCUGAAGCGAGUUUGGCUGGGUCGUCAAAGAUGAUGUAGAAGUCAGUGGGAUGAUUGAAACACAAAUGGAAUGGCGCAGCACAACCUGGUCAAUGGAAAAUCUUUGAUAUACCGUGGGGAGAGCAAGUCCCACAGAACAAAACCAAGAGAAAUGAAUAGUUUGAUGAACACAACCAUUGCUGCGACAGAUGCGGGCUUGAAGAAAUGACCCUGGGCUUGUACAGAGGAGUCCAGCGGUUUUACCAUCUUUUACCCGCUGCCGAUUGUUUCUCUUGGACUGGAGAGCUGAAAAGCCUCAGCGUCCUUUCGCAGAAGCUUUAGACCUGGAAGUGUUUUUUUCCCAUCCUCCAGCCUUGACAA